AGUCCAAACUCGAGGGAGCCAGUGCAGUCAAAGGCAGAACUGGAAGGCCACUCACCGCGACUUGCAGGUUGGUGAACGUUGAAAUUAUGGCGCCCUAGUGUUGCAUCUUUUUUCAAUAACUUUACUCCUGCACCCCGGUGUACUUCGCACUCAGCUAGCAUUAGCCUCUGCAUUGUGUUUGAUAUCACUUCCCCUGAAGAUUAAAACUGGGGAUAAAAGGCAAAGACUCCAUACAUUUAGUUUUCUGUGGAGAGUAAAAGCCAAUAACAAGAAUGUCGGGCGCACAAGAUAACCAAACCAGCGCGCUUGAGAACCAAGAAAACGUGCUUUCGAGACUGCGAGGCUCGAUGAAGUCCCGGACGACCGCCACGGACAAUAAGGAGAAUUUUGCGCCGCAGUCGACUGCUACCAGGACAGUGCUGGGAGCACUAACGAACAACCAGAGGAGCAAAGCCCUGAACCAGCGCGCCUACAAGCAGGAAUCCUUCAAGCCACAAUGCAAAAGUGGAGACCUUGACAAAAUCGCCAAGCCACCACCCUUCCAGAUACAUGUUGACCAGCCCUCUGAGGACCCUGUCAAUAAGGAGUGCAGUGGUGCCGCCACCGUCAAAGUUGAGGAACUUGUUGAGGACACGCCGCUGAAAAUCGACAAUGUCGUCGCCCGUCUGCGCCAGCCUCUGGCCGCACUCGACAUCCCUACAGCAACCAUGGAUGUCAGUUUUGAUUCUCCAAUGGACAUGUCCAUGGUCGGUGGUGAGGAGAAAAUCAUUGAUGUCACAGAGGUGCCUGAAUAUGCUGCAGAGAUUCACACUUAUUUGCGGGAAAUGGAGGUGAAGUGCCGGCCCAGGGUGGGUUACAUGAAGAAGCAGCCUGACAUCACCAACAGUAUGCGUGCCAUUCUGGUUGACUGGCUCGUGGAGGUGGGCGAGGAGUACAAGCUCCAAAGCGAGACUUUGUACCUGGCUGUCAAUUACAUCGACCGCUUCCUCUCAUCCAUGUCGGUGCUGCGAGGAAAGUUGCAGCUGGUGGGCACCGCCGCCAUGCUACUGGCCUCCAAAUUUGAGGAAAUCUACCCCCCAGAGGUGUCGGAAUUUGUCUACAUCACAGAUGACACUUACACCAAGAAGCAGGUGUUGAGAAUGGAGCAGCUAGUGCUCAAAGUGCUCUCCUUUGAUCUGGCUGCACCCACCAUCAACCAGUUUCUCACGCAGUACUUCCUGCACCAUGCAGCUAGCAAGCAAGUGGAGAGCCUUGCCAUGUACCUUGGCGAGCUCAGCCUGGUGGAUUCUGAUCCCUUCCUGAAGUACCUUCCUUCUCAAACUGCUGCAGCUGCCUAUGUCCUGGCAAAUCACACAAUCACUGGUGCAUCAUGGCCAAAGUCCCUGGUGGAGAAAACUGGCUACUCUCUGGAAGACCUCAUGCUGUGCGUGGAGGAUCUUCACCAUAUGUACCUGAACGUACCGCAGCAUCCUCAGCAGUCUGUCAAGGAGAAGUACAAGUCUUCAAAGCAUCAUGAAGUUUCCACCAUUGAGGCUCCAGCCACUCUGCAGUUUGACUAAAACUCCCUUUUUGACCCAUUUUAGAGUUGUACUUCCUGUCACUGGCUUUUUUCUCACCCCUUGUGGCAUGUUCCUGAAGUACAUCACUUUUUUUCCCCCACUACGUUUUAUUGCUUGAUGGUUCAGUGUUCUAAUCUGGUUUUAAUAACCUGACCAAUGUGUAAAUACAAGUGGCUUCCCCCCCACUCUGGGUUUUAUAACCAAGCAGUUGUAAUUGCUGGGCUGUUUUUGUUGGGGUUUUCAAAGUCAACCUAGUUGUUACAGUAGUGGGUUCUACACAUUAAAGGUGUCAGUCUUGGAGUCUGCUGUUCUCAUUACAUUUCAGUGAGCGACAUUGUUUGUCGGGUCAUCUUGCAGCACUGUAAAAUAAGGCUCUUGUAAAUAAAAUUUAAAGCUCACACGA
This is a messenger RNA of Corythoichthys intestinalis (scribbled pipefish), 1962 nucleotides long. RefSeq names its product cyclin A2 (gene ccna2). NCBI's taxonomy places the organism in Eukaryota, Metazoa, Chordata, Actinopteri, Syngnathiformes, Syngnathidae. Gene Ontology annotation, biological process: mitotic cell cycle phase transition; regulation of cyclin-dependent protein serine/threonine kinase activity. Gene Ontology annotation, molecular function: cyclin-dependent protein serine/threonine kinase regulator activity. Gene Ontology annotation, cellular component: cyclin A2-CDK2 complex; nucleus; cytoplasm. The transcript has 8 exons. Bases 273 to 1559 code for a protein of 428 amino acids. The record is from RefSeq and is a predicted model, not a curated record.